CGGUCCCUGGUGGUGGGGGGCGCGGAGGCUGCGCCGGGGCAGUUCCCGUACCAGGCGGGGCUGCUGGUGACGCGGCGCGGCGCGGCGGGCGGCGCGGCCGGCGUGGGGCUGUGCGGCGCCACCCUGCUGUCCGACCGCUGGCUCAUCACGGCGGCGCACUGCUGUCGCGAAGGGCACAAGAUCCAGGUGUUUCUCGGCUCGCACCCCACGAUGCGCGACGCGCAGCAGCGCGCCGAGACGGGCCUGGUGCUGCUGCACCCCAUGUACUCCCAGGGCCAGCCCGGCCACCACGACCUCGCCCUCAUCCGCCUGGAGCGGCCCGUGCGCCUCAACGACAGGGUGCGGCCCGUCCGCCUGCCCGCCUGGCGGCACCGCGCCGAGGACUUCGCCGGCACGGUGGCCACCCUGAGCGGCUGGGGGAAGACCUCCGACGAGGACCAGCGGCCCGUCAAGGGCACGGCCGUGCUGCGCUUCGCCAGGGAGCGCGUGCUGCACGCCGAGGAGGCCGAGGCCAUCCUGAAGCGCAAGCUGCCGCCCCACUUCCUGUGCGUCCGCGGCCUCCGGGGCGAGGUCUCCUGCAACGGCGACAGCGGCGGCCCCCUCACAGUGGAGGCGGCCGACGGGCGGCCCAUGCUGGUGGGGGUGGUGUCCCACCGCUACGGACACCUGUGCGGGCUGAGCAAGGCCCACGUGUGCACCCGGAUCACGAGCUUCCUGCCCUGGAUCGCCGCCGUCACCAGGGUGCCCGUCGAGCACUGA
Molecule: messenger RNA, 759 nt
Organism: Thrips palmi
Lineage: Eukaryota; Metazoa; Arthropoda; Insecta; Thysanoptera; Thripidae
Product: anionic trypsin-1-like
Exons: 5
Biological process (GO): proteolysis
Molecular function (GO): serine-type endopeptidase activity
Source: RefSeq, a predicted model, not a curated record